UGACUGCCACGUUAGGUCCGACAGUGACGCAAGAGAUGACGUCACCAACACUUUCCAGCGACAUUGUCCAGUGCAUUACGACAUCGCAGUGUAUGAUCUCAUCUUCUAAUAUGACGUCACUGAGUCAUGAACAGGAAGUGGACAUGAUGACGUCAUCUGCAUUUCUUUUAGACGAAAUGUCCAACUUCGUCUCGACGAGAUCUCACAUGAACUUAACCAACUUACUAACGAACUUUGCUCAGAUCAUUGACGUCACCCUACAGGUGUGUAUUGUCAACAGCAGUGCUUGUACACAGCAGCAAACUCUGAGGAUGAUAUCCAGGGCUGAACGAUUCCUUGACGGCGUCAUGAAGGUCAAGGGUGCUGACAUACAACAGGACUUCUCGCUGACUCUAGACAACAUUGAUAUUUUCGUCACCCAGUCUGUGUAUGGAGAGGUGGCAGGCAGGAAGUUGGUGCUGAAGACUGGCACAGUUUCCAUCGAGGACAUUUCAGUAGAGGACGGUACCAACACAUCAGCUCCUGCCGUCGUCUCUGCUGUGAUUUUAAACCUGCCCAGAACCAGCGUCUGGCUGUCACGUGAUGGCGGUGAGCUAGAGGAAGCGUCACUGGUCAGUCGGGUCCUGUCCCUCUCAGCCUGUGUGGACCAGACCAAGGCCAGCAUCUCACACAACUUCUCUCUGAUGGCAUCGGCGGACAACUUCCAACGGCUGGAACCUGUGUGUGGCUUUCAAACAGACAACAAAAGCCGAGACAUCUGGGAUACUUUUGGCUGUCGUCUGCUGAACCACACAGGUGACGCUGUCCAGACGACAGGAUGUCACGUGGUACCAGACGGGAACAACUGCAGCCAGCCAUCUCACGCGGUGGACUGUCAGUGCAACCACACGACCAACUUCGCCAUCUUGAUGCAGAUCGUAGACUUCCAGCUGAGUGUGAGUGACGAGCUAGUGCUCAGCAUCAUCACCUACAUAGGUUGUGGUGUGACCUUGGUGACCCAGGUCAUGGCUAUAACAGUUUUUACCUGCAUCCGGUCACUGAACUCGGAGCGCGUGUGUGUCCAUAGAAACCUGUGUAUCUCCAUCAUGGCCGCCCAGCUGACCUUCAUAUGCGGGAUCAAGGCCGUCAGCAACAAGCUGCAGUGCGCCAUUGUGGCUCUGUGCCUGCACUACUUCUACACGGCCUCCUUCGUCUGGAUGCUGGUGGAGGGCAUUCACCUCUACAACCAGGUCGUCACUGUCUUCGGCACCGAGAGGUCAAGGACGGUCUACUACAUCGUCUUCGGCUGGGGUGUCCCUGUAAUAUUGGUGGCCAUAUCAGCUGCUGUUGACUGGGAGGGCUAUGGCACGGCCUACAGCUGUUGGCUGUCUGUGCAGCGGUCAACUAUCUGGGCCUUUGUCAGCCCCGCCAUCGCUGUGAUUAUUGUGAACCUUGUCAUCCUGGUCCUGGUACUGAGGAUUGUCGUCAACUCGUCCACCAAACACGAAGAUUUGAAUCACAUCAAAGCCGGCAUCAAGGCCAGCCUCUUCCUGACACCUCUGCUAGGGUUAACUUGGACAUUCGGCAUCGUCGCUGUCAACAAACAACUCGUCGCUUUCCAGUACAUCUUCGCCAUCCUCAACUCUUUACAGGGAUUUUUCAUCUUCUUUUUCCAUUGCGCUUUAAAUUCAGAGGUCCGACAGUCCAUCAAGAGACUCCGGAAGAGGCGGGCGCUGCUCAAUGAAGAGUUCCGCUCGUCCGUGUCCACCCAAGGUCGCCCGUCCGUGUCCACCCAAGGUCGCCCAUCCUCUGGUGAUUCGCGGUCGUCUGAUAUGACUCCAGUUACGUUCGUCCAAAAUUUGGUGAAAAAACACAACAAAGUCGGCAGCUCGUUAAAAGACUGUUAGACAGGUGCAUCACUGGGAGGAACAGAAAGCUAAUUACAGACCAUGUAUGGGAAAGUUUUCCAGAAAAUCUGUGUGGUGAAACUUUUCCAGAGAUUUUGUGUGGCGGAAAGUUUUCCAGAAACUUUGUGUGGGGGAAAGUUUUCCAGAAACUUUGUGUGGAGGAAAGUUUUCCAGAAACUUUGUGUGGGGGAAAGUUCGCCUGAGACUUUGUGUGGGGAAGGGAUGUGUGGGUGUGGACCACGUGACCAUGCGGAGAGCCAGCACGUGGAAGCCCACGAAACGUGAACUGU
Messenger RNA from Physella acuta, 2176 nucleotides. Its product is annotated as adhesion G-protein coupled receptor D1. Gene Ontology annotation, biological process: adenylate cyclase-activating G protein-coupled receptor signaling pathway; cell surface receptor signaling pathway. The record is from RefSeq and is a predicted model, not a curated record. Lineage: Eukaryota; Metazoa; Mollusca; Gastropoda; Physidae. Gene Ontology annotation, molecular function: G protein-coupled receptor activity. Gene Ontology annotation, cellular component: plasma membrane.